GUUCAGAGCUACAAUAUUAUGAUCAACGGAUUAUGUAAGAUUAAAAUGGUGGAUGGAGCGCUGAAUCUCCUUGCAGAAAUGGAUUCCAAAAAGAUUAUUCCUAACACAGUAACUUACAAUUCUCUUAUUGAUGGUUUAUGCAAAUCGGGGAGAGUCUCUCAUGCUUGGAAGCUUCUUGAUGAGAUGCAUGUUAGAGGUCAACCAGCCAAUAUAAUCACCUACAGUUCUUUAUUGGACGCUUUAUGCAAAAGCCAUCAUGUUGACCAAGCAAUUGCACUAAUCAAGAAAAUUAAAGACCAGGGUAUUCAGCCUGAUGUGUGGAUGUACAAUAUACUUCUGGGUGGACUGUGCGAAGGUGGAAGAUUGAAGGAUGCACAAGAGAUUUUUCAGGAUCUUUUGAGAAAAGGCUAUCAUCUAACUGUCCAAACAUAUACUAUUAUGAUCAAUGGGCUUUGUAAAGAAGGCUUGUUUGAUAAAGCGUUGGCCUUAUUGUCAAAAAUGGAAGAUGAGGGCUGUAUUCCUGAUGCUAUAACUUUUGAAAUAAUUAUUCAGUCACUCUUUAAGAAAGGUGAGAAUGACAAGGCAGAGAAACUUCUUCGUGAAGUGAUUGCUAGAGACCUAUUGUAA
Molecule: messenger RNA, 627 nt
Organism: Lotus japonicus
Lineage: Eukaryota; Viridiplantae; Streptophyta; Magnoliopsida; Fabales; Fabaceae
Product: pentatricopeptide repeat-containing protein At1g12300, mitochondrial-like
Exons: 1
Coding region: 19-627 (202 amino acids)
Molecular function (GO): protein binding
Source: RefSeq, a predicted model, not a curated record